Exophiala spinifera is the source of this 804-nucleotide messenger RNA. RefSeq lists its product as uncharacterized. The record is from RefSeq and is a predicted model, not a curated record. NCBI's taxonomy places the organism in Eukaryota, Fungi, Ascomycota, Eurotiomycetes, Chaetothyriales, Herpotrichiellaceae. The transcript is spliced from 4 exons. The coding region runs from base 1 to 804 and encodes 267 amino acids.
AUGGAGCAGCGCUCAGAGCUGCCCUUCGAAAUCCGCGCUUUCCUACAGCAUGAUCUAGACCAGGACGCUUCGUUACUGACGGCGGUGUUGAUUGAAAUCCGGGGGAUCAUACAAGAGCGUGAAGAACUUGCGGCUAGGAUUCCCCUUUGCAUCAAAGAAAAAGGAGAGAAAGACAAGAAUCAGCUCAAGCAGCUGUUCUCCUAUCAAGGACCCGACCACGAAACUGAGAGAAUUCUGAACCAGUAUGGAGAUCUCUGGAUGGACGACCCAAAUCGAUUUUGGAACACACCCCUUCUGUCCGGCUCGCAACGGUUCGGGUGUACGUGGACCCCCGAAUGUACCGACGCUGUUCGUACAGUGCACAAUCUGGACCGGAGCCCCGAGGAAAUCGAGCGAGAUGUCAAGUAUAUGGCUAACUGCGGUGGCCGCUAUCUCAAUCUGGAGAAGAGUCUAGGACGUGGAUCCUCUUUGCUCUUGGGUCUUGACAUUGCCGAGUCAAUAUGGACCAAAACUUUACCAAAGUCCGGCAAAGUACACGAUGCGGUGAUGAACCAUAUACGAACGACCCAGCUGACAAGCUUGGUCAACAAGUUUGGGCUUGUAAGAAAAUUGGUUGUUGAGCGUGAGCUCGAGAACUUGUCGGCAAUGCAUUCAUCAACGUUGGUUGGCAGCUUACUGCUUCCCCAGGAGUCGAAUACAGCACAGCCAGACACGGCCCUGCCAACUACUUACUACCCUGUUGGUGACACUCUGUACGAACUUGACACAGAUGUCGACUGGGAGCAGUUCGCGGAAUGGGCCUAG